Molecule: messenger RNA, 11907 nt
Organism: Prionailurus viverrinus (fishing cat)
Lineage: Eukaryota; Metazoa; Chordata; Mammalia; Carnivora; Felidae
Gene: ZNF217
Product: zinc finger protein 217
Exons: 6
Coding region: 6669-9722 (1017 amino acids)
Biological process (GO): regulation of DNA-templated transcription
Cellular component (GO): nucleus
Molecular function (GO): DNA-binding transcription factor activity, RNA polymerase II-specific; RNA polymerase II cis-regulatory region sequence-specific DNA binding
Source: RefSeq, a predicted model, not a curated record
GGGUGUUAACCAGAUUAAAAUGCACGUGGAAGAGAGAAUGAAUUACACAAAGACAGCAGGAAAUUUCUGAAAUUCGGGAGAGGGAAAGCUUGAUCGUCCUAACCGAAUGGCCUCCUUUUGGGGGCAGCAGAAAGUUCUUGAAGUGUUGGCUGUUAGGAAGGGAGGCGAUCUGGGCGAUUCCUCUCCGACCGAUAACACAGUUAGGCAAAUUGGUAGUGGUGUGUGGGGCAGAGGAUUUUGAAUGGAGACCACGAGGGCAGCUGGAAGUCUGACUUUGAGGAAGUGCGACCACCGUCCUUCUCUAAAAUCUGCCGUUCAGGACGAGGAAGCUCAACUCUUGUUUAGAGCUGGCUUCCAAAUAAAUGCUGGGGCUCCCCCCCCCCCCCCCCCCCCAGCAGCCAGCUGCCGCCACAGACCGCCCCUUUAUGCUUAACAUUGGAAUGUUCAUUAAACGACUUCACAUUUGAACAUUUGUUGACUGACUGUUCUUAACAUCCCAUUACUUCCUGCCCAGGCUAACUACAUAACUGAGUUACUGGAAAUCAGGGGCCAGUUUGGUAAUUUUAUGAUCACGUUGAGAAAUAAAAUUACUAAACCUGAAAAGACAGCCGGGGAAGUUAAAUGAGAGAAUUGGUUUGAAUUCCUGGGCUUUUGUUCCGAAGCUUUACCUAAGUUGUUUUUGACCUCCGCAUUCCUUCAAUUCGGGCUGAAGAGCUUCUGUUACCCGGAGUCAGAUGCCAGUUUUUUAAUGGAUUCGUUUGUGUCUUGUGUAUCGUUGUUCAUUAGUUGCCAGCGUUGUCAGGAAACGUUUUGAAUUUAAACUAUGGUUCUGUGGACCGGAGCUAGAGUCCACAUCUGUUUUGUUCUCGAAUCCCAUUAGGAGAACUGCUUGUUUGUUUGUUUGUUUGUUUUUUCUCCUACCUGUGUCCAUCGGGGUGACUUCAACACAGUUCAUUUACACCAGAAGCCGUGUGUUUUGGGUUUUUUUAAAAUCGGUGGCUAAUUUUUUUUUUUCCAGUCCAGCAUACAAAUCUAAGGAACAGUGAUUAUAUACGUAUUAAUUGAAAGGAGAGCUUUUCCCUGAAUUUUGAAAGCAAACAGGUGACUUAAAAGAGCCAGACCUACAACCUUAGUAUUUACUCAACAGAGAUAGGGAGGGGAAUCUUUAAAUGUUGGCUAAAGAAAGAGCGCCUGCCUUAAAAGGCCGUGCCCGUGUUUAUAUUUAAUCUGGUUCGUUAAAUUGGGUAUAAUCAAGAGCACUCACCAUUUGGCCUUGUGGAAAAAGUGGUGUAGGUGUGUGGGGUAGCGUUGUAGGGUUAGGGUUCUAGUUCCUUCCAUACCUAUAUAUGCAGUUAUCUGUGUGUGCAGAUACACAAGCGUUUCCUUUGUGGGGAGCGAGAGAAUAUAGGUAAAGAUAGGUUGGCUUUUUUUUUUUUUUUUAAUUGAAAUCUCUCUUUUUGGUGCAGUUCUGUCUAACAUCUUUCCAAAAGUAGUUAAGGUGUACUACUGGUGAAGUGGCAGGAAUGGAAUCUCACAGAUCGCAAGGCUUCAGCUGAUGGCUGCAUUAAAAUUCUUGUUUUAUCCAUUUCCCUUGUAGUUCUCUUUUUCCCAUCAGGAUGGGAUUUGUCAAAGCCAGUUUACAGACCGCAGGAUCUGUUAAUAUUGAUAAUACCGAAACUAAAACUAGUUAUGUGGCUUCAAGUUCACGUUGAGAUCCUUUAACUGACUUUAAUUGAUUUGGAAUGAAUCAGGCAGAGUUUUUAAUCCUGACACUCAAAUGGACGAAUAUGAUCGUAUAUUUUUAUAGUAUUCUGGUCUCUAAUUGUAUUUAGAACUGGGCCCUUAUUACAGUUUCAGGAAAAUGAGAUGGCCGUAGGAUCUUCCCAGGCUUUGCCUUGGAACCGGCCAAUGGCUUUUUUAUUUUUAAGCCAUUUGCUUUUGACUAGUUUUAGAUUGUGAUGCUGAAUAUAACCUUUUGAAUAUUUUAAUCUUUUCACUGAACUUUUAAACAUCUUUUCACAGCUAUAUUAGGAAAGUUGGGUUGACCAUUCAGCUCAUGGGUGUGACCUUGGUGAUUUCCUUGAAAUAGUGUUGAAGGAUUUAAAGUUACAGGUUUGGACUGUCGCUGUGGCGUGACUAUGUGCAGUUCUCCUCACUUGUCGGAUUAAGGAAAAAACUCUUCUAUGUGUAACGUACAGAAGGAACGUUUACAGAAAAACUGUUAAGUUUCCUGACCAGAUCUUGGAGAUAAUUUCGCCCUUUACAGGAUACAAAUGAAACAGGCCAGAGACUAGCAGUUUGUUUGGGUGAAAUAUUUUAAUGAUCAUAUAUUUGGACACUUCAGUGACUCGGAGGGAAAAAGCAGAAUUGCAGGAAUACUGCAUAUUACUUCGUUAUAAACAGAAUUGUGUGUCUUUGACAGUUUUUGAGGACUUUGAAUUCCUCUUGCUCCAUCAUAGGGUAAUAAAUAUUCCAUAUCAAAAAAUGUAAGAUAACCUGUUUAGCUAAGGUGGAGGCAUGCUGUCUGUAAAGGUUAACAGUGUGAGUACGUUUGUACAUGAAGGACUCUUCCCAAGUCACAGCAAUUGUCAGCAAGGUGGCAUUUCCUUCUAAUUUGUUGUGCUUAAGCACAGAUUAUUGUAUUUUUUUCAUUAAGCAUUGUAUAAUGUGUAAUAUUUGCUAAUUUCAAAAUCUAUAGAUAGUGGCAGAAUCUCCCGAGCUUUACUCCCCAUGGAGCAUCUGCUUUAAAACAAAACAAACAAACAAAAAACAGAAAUGGCCUAAAGAGCAUUAGACUGCUAUUUUAGGCACUUCUAAGCAAUAUGGUUCCUACUGUUUUUCAAAGAUUAUGUUGUUGUAAAUUUUUUUUAAAGUAUCUAAUCACAGUAUAAAGUAAUCACCAGGACUCUUGCGGAAUACGAGGUUAUGCCGGAUAACCUCUUGCCUCGGGUGCCUUGGGGGUGUAUAGCUGAAGGUUAAGUGUAUGGUCUCCCUGAGUAAAGGUUUAAGAACGUUUUUUUAAACACUGACAAACAGUUUUGCAGACUGCCUUUCAGGAAGCCUAGUAUGUUCUGAACACUCAGCUUCUCUGCAAACUAAAAGCAUUUAGAUUCUAGGGGUCGGAUUAAGAUCCUCCCCCUCCUUCCUCCUCCAGUUCUUUGUGAAGACAGACAACUUCCUGGGCCGGCAGUGCCUUGGUGUGCCUGCCGUGGCUUCUGUGUUGCUCCACCUGGAGAACGAGGCUCUAGAAAGGCUGUGUGUGGGUGUGCACUUCACUCGACUGGAAUGGUUGUUAUUAACAGUAAUUAGAUUAGAAUGUGUAUUUUUUGGUAAGUUUUGUUAUUAUUCAAGUAUUAUUGCAGUCACUGUUAAAGAUUGGGGGUUUUGUUUAGCAGAUUGGUUUUAAGUGAUACAGGUAAUUGGUUUAUAGUUUAAGGAAGUGUUUAGUCUGCAAACGGUGUCUUAAGUCAAGAGUCCGAGGCAUUUGUUGUCAGAUUUGCCUAGCUUGUCCUGCACGUCUGUUUUGGUGGGUCAGUAAGGAGCGUAGUUUAAAAUCUGAGUGAUAAGGUUUUGCCUAUGCUGGUCAACUUCAUGGUAGGAUUAAUUAGGAUUCUUGUUUUUUUAUUAUUACACCCUUGAAGCUGCAGAGGAUGGUAAAUUAGAUGGCAGCCACGGAGAGCCGUGUUGAAAGAAGUUCUCAUGAACAUUCGGGUUAAUUUUAAUAUCAGAUCAGUUCAGACUGGCGACUGUGGCCAGAGAUGUGCAUUACUGAUUGUAUACCUGUACUGAUGAUGUUAGUGUUUGUUAAUUUAUUCACCAGGGGUUUAUUGAGGGCCCGACCCCAUGCCAGGGACCCCUUCUAGGCAUGGGGACAUCAUGGUGAACAAGGUCGACGGGGUCUCUGCUCCUGGGCUCUUCAAACAGGUGGCCCAGGGUUUGCAGAUGUUGGCUGAGUAGUAAGGAUUGCCAUGACUCACCGGGAGUCUAGUGCUUAGGACAGUUGGGCACAGUCGAUGGCCAUCACAAUCUGUGCCAGAAGCUUCCCUUGAGGAGGAAGUGCUUCAGGUUUUGCCUGGGAGGUUCUCCUUCCCCAUCUGACCCUCGUAGGAGACUCCUGGAGCUGGGGGGCCUAGGACGUCCUUCCCCUCAUCUCCAGGCCUCUGUUCCGCUCCUACUUUUUUUUUUUCCUUUUUGCACUGUGCCUCCUUUACUGAUCCUCUGGGUCUUGUGUUAGAAGCUGAUGAUGACUUCUUUAACCCAGAUAUUUGAACAUUUCAGAGAUAAAAAUUGAAACUAAACUGAGGCAUUUCCUUCUGGUCACGCCAUUACCCUGGAUUGGAAAUAAUAGGGAUGUUAUGUACCCACACCAUGUUUCUAAUUCAGAGGUUGAGUUUAGGAGUGGUGUCUUUUGGGGAAAGAUUAUUUGUAGGAAACUGGAGUUCCCCCAAACUUAAAAUAUCAGAGAGUAGUACAAUUUCUGACAUACGUACACACACACACACACACACACACACACACACACAGGUCCAACAUAGAGGACUAACUUUGAUUUUGGCAAAUUAGGACAUUAAAAAAAGUACUGAUUGCCAUUGCCACUCUUUCAUUUUAAAAAAGCUAGUUUGCAACCCCCAAAUAGAAAGGACCUCAAAUAGAGGACAGCCUCUAUUCAAAUUGAAAUUAAUCUGUGUCGUUUGUGUAGGACUCACUGAGUUGUUUCUCUGUUUUUCAUCUAGAUGUUGCCAGUGAAGACAGUGUUGUCAGUUUGAUAACUGCUUGUCUAGAGUAUGUACUGUUAUUUCUUCAGUUAAAAUAUUACCUGGUACACCGGCAUUCAGUAAAUACAGACUACAUAGAACCCUAAAUUAUCAGUUACGUUUUUCAAAUAUCACUUAAUAUCUUGAUUGGGAAAGCAUCAAAUAUUCUUUGGUGUCUGUCUAUCCAUACAUGUAGCUCUGCCCCUGGAACCCUAGACAUUGGGAACUCUUAAGGGUGAUCCUGUAAUUUAACCGCCUGCAGUAGGUAGAUGAAGGUGAGGUAGGUAGGUGGUGGUGACAACUUUAAGGUUGUGACUUAGCCAGAACUAGAACUCGGGCCUUUGGAGUGUUCUGUUAAAGCCCACCAAGCUGGUAGCCAGCCCAAGAGUUUUAUCCUCCAUUGUGAUCACAACAAAGGACUCAGAAAUUAAGAUAAAACACUUCAGUACCUUCUUUCUUUUCCCUAAUCUUUGAUCUGCAGCCUUAUUUAGAAAAGCUUCAUGUUAAAGAUCUAGUGUAUUCAAAACUAAAGAUAGCAAAGAGCAUGAGAAUUUUCUUCUAUUAUGAGUAUAAAGAAGGGGAAGAAAUGUUUCCUUGUCUUCUCUGAGCCUAGAGGCCCUUGCUCUUUGAGGAAGUGGAGAGAAGGAAAGUCAAGUCAAGGUGGUGGGAGUAGUUUGCAAGUCUUUUUGUUCUGUUGGGUGGAAUUAACAGACUUCAGGUUAAGUAGCUGAGUCUAUUUAGAAACAAUUCUGUGCUUGCCAGAAAGGUGGAGGGGAGGGUGUUGGGUUUGGAGGUUAAUUCUUCUCCAAGAAUGAAAAUUGGCUUCUAAAUCUGAGCCUGCAGAGCCACAUAAAGUAAUCAUGCAUUUUUCACCUGGCCAGUGCAUAAUGGGAAGGGUGGGUUAAAAGUGGGAGGACCCGUUUUCUGAUGAAAGACUGAGCCAUGUUGACCCUGCCGUGUGGAGGAUUUUCAAGUGUACCCUCACCGAGUAGCCUGGUGCGUGUGUUUCCUUGUUUGUUGUGUGCACAAGGGAGCCCUACCCUGACUUUGUUGAAGGCAGUUUCUGCCUUCUGAAAAAGCAGCUGGGAUUUGGGCCGUGGGUUGAGGGCUAGAAUAUCCUGUGAACCAAAAUGAUUCAGGUUCCCCUUGGCCACGAUGAGCCUCAUUCUGAGGUGUUCUGUAGUUUUUGAAUGUGGAUUUUAGGAAAGGUUCCUGUUCUCGUGUGUGUUGUUGGCCUGUGCGUGUGUGAUCUUCGAGGGUGCUGUUCGGCAUUUGUGUCUCUGGACUGUAUAGAAGACAGUUUGAAGUUCGGGCUUUAAACGUUUCAUUUAGAGAGGGCCUUACUUGGCAUUCUUCACAGUUGGUAUCCUCUCUAGAUUUGCAGGGGCUCUUUGUAAGGACACAUAUUGCAUUGCAGUGGCAUUUAAACUGCAUUCAGCUGAAUUUAACCGUUUCUGUCCUGAAUCUUAAAGUUUAGACUUCAAUCAUUAGAGCACCACGUUUUCAGUUUCUUCCCUGGAUGAAAAUCCAGCGAUUUGGUUUUGGAAAUCCCUGGUCUCCAGGUUGCUGGGAUUGACUUCUUGCUCAAUUGAAUCACUCACUCAAUGGAGACAAAGAGAAUGAACGCUCCGUGCUGACUCAUAUUUGAAUCAAAGCGCUGGGGAGUCUGUCUGCCUUGUUUGUGCAAAGAACCAGUGGUUGGCUCUGCCACCGAGCUUCCUAAGACUUUUGAAGAUAAGAAGCUACGGGAAUAUAUACUUUGCUUUUGAACUUUUGUAACCAAUACUCGUUCUCGUUUUAAGUCCAGGGCUGCUGGGGGCGUGAGUGACAAGUCUUACAAGUGGCCUUAUUCCAGUUCCAGAAAUCCCUCCACCGGAUUCUUAUUUUGUAUACAAUCCUAAAGUGCCAGGAAACAUGCCCACUCAGUCCCUGCUGGUGUAUAUGGAUGGACCAGAAGUUAUUGGCAAUUCUCUUGGUACCCAGAUGGAGAUAGAUGAUGCCGUGUCCAUAAAAGGGACCACCGCCGUUCCUUUCCGAGCUACGCAAGAGAAAAAUAUAAUCCAGAUCGAAGGAUAUAUGCCCUUGGACUGCAUGUUCUGCAAUCAGACCUUCACGCAUUCAGAAGACCUUAAUAAACAUGUCCUGAUGCAACAUCGGCCUAUCCUUUGCGAGCCGGCCGUUUUGCGUGUGGAAGCGGAGUACCUGAGUCCUCUGGACAAGACUCAGGUGAGAACGGAGCCUCCAAAGGACAAGAACUGCAAAGAAAACGAAGAGUUCAGCUGUGAAGUGUGCGGGCAGACGUUCAGAGUCGCUUUCGACGUCGAGAUCCACAUGAAGAAGCAUAAGGACUCCUUCACUUACGGCUGUCAUGUGUGCGGACGGAGGUUCAAGGAGCCCUGGUUCCUUAAGAACCACAUGCGGACACACACCGGCAAAGCGGGGGCCAAGAGCAAACUGCAGCCGGGCGCCGAGAGCCCCGCCACCAUCAACGAGGUGGUUCAGGAGCACGUGGCCGAGAGCAUCUCCUCUCCUUACAAAAUCUGCAUGGUUUGUGGCUUCCUGUUUCCAAAUAAGGAAAGUCUGAUCGAUCACAGGAAGAUGCACACCAAAGACACUGCUUCCGGCAGCGGAGGCACACAGACAGACUCUCCGCAGGGGGGGAUGCCAGCUCCGGGGGAAGAGUUCCUGCAGUUCUUGAACUUGAGGCCCAAAUCGCACCCCGAGACCGGGAAGAAGCCCACCAAAUGGAUACCUCAGCUCGAUCCGUUCACCACCUAUCAGGCCUGGCAGCUGGCCACCAAAGGAAAAGUCGCCGUCUGCCGAGAAGUGAAGGAGCAGCCGGGGCAGGAGGGCAGCACCGACAACGAUGAUUCGUGUUCCGAAAAAGAAGAGCUCGGAGAAAUUUGGAACGCCGGAAAAAGCCAUUCCGAAGGUUCUGGAAAGCCCAAGCCCAGCAAAAGCGGCUGCGCGGGCCUCUCCCAGGACAAGGAGAAGCCCAGACCCUCUGGCGGUGAAGUGCCUUCCGUGGAAGCCGACCCAAAGCUGUCCGGGAACAAAGAGAAGCCGACGCACUGCUCGGAGUGUGGCAAAGCCUUCCGGACCUACCACCAGCUGGUCUUGCACUCGAGGGUCCACAAGAAGGAUCGGAGGGCCGACGCCGAAUCGCCAACCAUGUCCGUGGACGGAAGGCAGCCUAGGACGUGUUCUCCGGACCUAACCACCGCCCUGGAUGAGAAUGGAGCCGUCGAUCGAGAAGGCGGUUCUGAAGAUGGGUCUGAGGACGGACUUCCGGAAGGGCUCCAUUUGGAUAAAAAUGAUGAUGGAGGAAAAAUAAAGCAUCUUACGUCCUCAAGAGAAUGUAGUUACUGUGGGAAGUUUUUCCGUUCAAAUUAUUACCUCAAUAUUCAUCUCAGAACGCACACAGGUGAAAAACCAUACAAAUGUGAAUUCUGUGACUAUGCUGCAGCCCAGAAGACCUCUCUGCGGUAUCACCUGGAGAGACAUCACAAGGACAAACAGAUCGAUAUGGCUGCGGAAGUCAAGAACGACGGGAAAAACCAGGAGCCCGAAGAUGCACUACUUACCCCCGACAGUGCGCAAACCAAAAAUUUGAAAAGAUUUUUUGAUGGUGCCAAAGAUGUUAAAGGCAGCCCACCUGCAAAGCAACUUAAGGGGAUGGCCUCUGCCUUUCCGAAUGUUCUGGGCAGCACUGUCCUCUCACCAGUUCACAAAGAUACUCAGGAUUUCAAUAAAAAUGCAACCGAUGACAGUACUGAUAGAGUCUGCAAAACUCCUGCCCCCGCCUAUUUGGAUGCGUUACCCAAGAGAGCGGCGGGUGACCCUCAGGCGCAGGAACCCACGUGUAGAACAGAGGUGGGGGUCCCCGGAGGUGCGGCCCAUGCGGCCGAGGUCGGUCACCGGGAGAAGCACGCGGGGACGGCGACGGCAGCCGAGGGCAAGCACAAGGCCAGCGCGGACUGCCAGGAGAAGCCUCUGAACCUGUCCCUCGGGGCGCUUCACGGCUGCCCGGCCAUUUCUCUGAGCAAAAGUUUAAUCCCAGGGAUCACCUGCCCAUUUUGUACCUUCAAGACCUUUUAUCCCGAGGUUUUGAUGAUGCACCAGCGACUGGAGCAUAAGUACAACCCCGACAUCCACAAAAACUGCAGGAGCAAGUCUCUGCUGCGAAGCCGGCGCACCGGCUGCCCGCCCGCCCUGCUGGGGAAGGAUGUGGCCCCGCUGGCGCACUUCCCCAAGCCCAAGGCCAGGCCCGCGCCCGCGCCGCCCGCCAAGGCCGCGCCGGCCGACCGGGACCGGGACCGCGACCGCGACCGGGGGAAGCCGGGCCCCGCCGCGCCCGCCAGGCCCCCGCCGCCCCCGGGGCUCGACCCCAGCACUUUAGCGCCCAGCAACCUGAAGGCGCCGCGGCCGCCGCACCAGCCGCAGCCGCAGCCCGGCGGGGCCCAGGGGGUCACCCGGCCGCCGGCCGACGCCGCCAACCCAGAGAGGGGCCGGAGGCCCGAGGCCAAGGCCAGGGCACCCGCCGGCCCUGCCCCGCCCGGUCCUGCCGCCGCCGCCGCCGCCAACGGCUGUGCGGAGCGUCCCUGGGCGCCGCGGGGCCGCGACCCCCCGAGCGGCCGCCCCGCCGAGCCCGGAGAGCCGCUGCCCAAGCGGCCGCGGCCAGACGCCGAGCCGCCCGCGCCCACCUUCCGCCGGGCCUUCGAGCUGCCCAAGUACCACGUGGUGCGCGGCCUGCAGUCGCUGCUGCCCGCCGAGUGCGUGUGCCCGCCGCCCGCCGCGCUGCCGCCCAAGCCGCGCGCCGCACCCGCGCCGCUCUUCGCCUGCGGGCCCGCCGCCGAAGGAAAAAGGCCUGUGUCAUAUCAACACUUAUCUAGCAGCAUGCUACAGAAGAGAAACUAUGAGAAUUUUAUUGGGAAUGCACAUUAUCGACCAAAUGAUAAAAAAACUUGAUUUCCUGUUUCGGGUAGGAAAGGACCCGAUGGAUGUGUGUUCUGUCCAUGAAAUUGAGUGAGUCCAUCCUUUGAGAAGGCAGAUGGCGGAAGCUCGUGAAAUAAGCUGUGACCGUGCCGUGCAUGUAACAUACCAGGAACACUACGGUUUUGUAAAGUUGUUCUGUUAACUUUUGUACCAAAUAGCAAUAAAAACCAUAGUUGGAACAGUUGGGUUGUACACAAAUGGAGACUGCAAAUCUCUAUUUUGUCCCUGAAUAAUAUUUUUUUUAGAGUUGACCAAAUAAGGAGUCUUUUGCAUACUUGAGCGCUGCUGAACACAAACCAUCCGGGUGGGGGGGGCGGGGGGGGGAGAGUCUAUAACGAACGCUUGCACCUCAGGUAACUCUGUACAUACGUAAGUUCGAAACCUGCUCGUUCAGAUACUGUGCGUCCCCUUUCUCUCUCCUGUAGCUCAUCCCCAUGAGCAGCUCCUGCUGUUUGUGUUCUUUCAUGGAAAAUGUAUGUUUAAAAAAAAAAAUUCCCGAUGAUUUGUAUUAUGUUAAUCCUCCUCAGUGCGUCGUCUUAACAAAAUUGUGAACGGAAGUAUCGACCCUCUGUGACUAUGUGCUGCAUAUACUGAGGUCAGCCAUUCUGAAUUCGGUGCCCUUUCAUUGCAAGUGUCAGUCUGUCAACUGAGGAAGAGUCCUGAUCUGCGACCCUUUUCUGAGAGCAGCCUGUGCCCCGUAGGGUUUUUAAGCGGGCGUGUCUACAGAGAAGUGCGUCUGUCCUCUUCAGGACAGCCCCAUAUCCAGUAAACAUACCAAAUUCUAUGUGGAGUUACUUACUUUCUAUCAAGUUUGUCACUUUUGUUGGAAAAUUCAGGGUUUUUUUGGCCUUCGCAUAAAUUGGUAUGUAAAAAACCUGAAAUGCUGAAUUACACACGUGAAUUUCAUAUAUUGGGAGCGGUUUUAAAGGACGUGAAAGCGUUUGGGUAAAUUUUAGGUUUGUAUCUGGAAGUCCUGGUGUGCCUGGCCUUUGGGUUAACCGUGGACGUACACGAGUUAAUUGUAGACACGUUGAUUCUGAAUAAGGAACUGCCUGCCGAGCCUUCUGGUAAUGGGGAGGGUGCGAUCUGGUUCUUGACCUCAGUUGUCUUCCCAUUUUUGGUUGUGUUGAGCAACCAGAUGUAGUUUGGGUUUUAAAGUGAGGAUGGCCACCAGCUGGCUUACUACUAGAGUGUUUUAUUCGUUCCCUUCCACAUGCUGUCCGUGGCUGAGUUUAUUCAGCAGUACGUGGGUUUAGCAACCAGAAGAUAUUUUAUUAAGAAAACUGUUUCAAAAAUAAAUUUGCACUGUUAAGUUUUCUUGCCCUGCCCUUCUGCGUUAGAGCGAGAGUAAAGUCCUACAAGAAUCCUGAUUUUUUUUUUUUGUUUUGUUUUCAUUAUGCAACACGAAGCGUACUUGACCGAGAAGUCUUAACUCCCGUGGGAAAGGGAGACCUGAUUGGUCUGUUGGCCUUGUAGUGAAGUGCUUUGUAUCAGGAGAGACUAGUACACUAUCCACCAUUUUUCCUGUUCACAAGCUGAGCCAUAUGUACAUAAUCUAGAUUUUUGUUUUCAUAGUUUUGCACUUUUAUAGCCUAUUUUUGAAGAUUUAACACAUUUGCAAGAUGAUUGACUUGAUCUUUGCCUAAUCCAAUGAGUGUUACAGAAAGCUCGCUGUGACUAUAAAUGUAAAUCUUUAAAAGGGGAUACGAGAUAAUAGAGGGCUGAAAUUUAAACCUGUAUUUAAAAAAAAAAAAUCACCAAAUCUAUUUGAAAACAAGUCAAUUCAUGUCAUGCUGAAAUUUGGGGGGCUUUCAGAUUUCUCUUUUCUAACCACAUUUCUCAAUUUCUGAAUACAUAAAAAUGUCCUUUUUUCCACAGCCCUUGUCCUCCAAUUUUUUUUUUUUUUUUUGUCCAUCAGUAUUAACUAUUGGGAUACUACUGGUUUUGUAUGUUUUUUUUUUUCCUUUGAGACAACAGUACAUAUAAUAGAGGUACAAUCCGUUGGAUUUUUGUUUAUGUAUUUAUUUCAUUCCAGUUUGAUUUAUUUUAAUUGUUGAUACUUGUCAAACAGUAGACAUUACUUGUUUUAUUUAUGAUAUAUUUCAGCUUAAAGUUAUGUUAUUAUAUGUGGAUGUAAAUAUAGAUUUGGUGUUUUGCA